UCCGAACCGACCCUCGCAUCUGUCAACAUUCUCGGCCCGGCCCGAGGCGUUCGGCUGGUUCUCAUUGGCCCGACUGGUGCCAACGUCCGCCCCCGGAGCCCAAGUGCUGGACCCCAUUGGCUGUGCCGGCCGCCGCUCGCCCUUAAGUGUCAAUUUGAGGACCCGAGGCGGAGGGUGGCGGCCGAGCGCACAGCGAGUCUGCGGGAGUCGGGGCAGUGGGGCCGCCGGGCGCGCGGGGCAGGCGGCGAGCGGAGCCGGCCGAAGUGGGCCGGGCAGCGGCCGCCGCCGUCCCGGAGCGCGAGGGCGGGCCGGAGGAUGGAGCUGAACUCCUUGCUGAUCCUGCUGGAGGCGGCUGAGUACCUGGAGCGCAGGGACCGAGAGGCCGAGCACGGCUACGCCUCGGUGCUGCCCUUCGACGGCGACUUUGCCAGGAAGAAAACAAAGGCGGCCGGCCUGGUGCGCAAGGCCCCGAACAACAGGUCUUCACACAAUGAACUAGAAAAGCACAGACGAGCCAAACUCAGGCUGUACCUGGAGCAGCUCAAGCAGCUGGUGCCCCUGGGCCCCGACAGCACCCGCCACACCACACUGAGCCUCCUGAAGCGCGCCAAGACACACAUCAAGAAACUGGAGGAGCAGGACCGCCGGGCACUGAGCAUCAAGGAGCAGCUGCAGCGUGAGCAUCGCUUCCUGAAGAGGCGCCUGGAGCAGCUGUCCGUGCAGAGCCUGGAGCGCGUGCGCACGGACAGCACCGGCUCCGCCGUCUCCACCGACGACUCGGAGCAAGAAGUGGACGUCGAGGGCAUGGAGUUUGGCCCCGGCGAGCUGGACAGUGUUGGCAGCAGCAGUGACGUGGAUGACCACUACAGCCUGCAGAGUGGUGGCUGCAGCGACGGUGGCUAUGGGCCCCCAUGCCGGCGGCCUGGCUGCCCCGGCCUCUCGUAGGCCCAGUGCCCUCUGCUCCGUGGCCCACCUGCCCACCCAGCCAAGUGCAUCAACCCUCCAGUCCUUUCAAGCCUCUCCGUGGGCCCACUGCUGUGCCAUUCUGGAAGCUCCAGCCACCUCCUGGGCUGCCCACCUCCACCCGCCUGCUGGUCAAGGUGCACCGUGCCGUCCGCCCCUCCCAGCUGGGCAGGGACCCCUGCAGGGGGCGGGUCCAGCUCCCACAUCCUGGAGCCCAGCGUAGCCGCCCACGGUCUGUUUUCAGAUUCCUAAUCAUUCCAGAAGUAUUAAAUAUCAUUGCUGCAAACCUCGGCGGGCACCGUGUAAGAGGCUUAAUGACCACUGCGGGGAGCUUGGACCCUAGCCUGGAUCCUAGGAGAAAGGAAUGGACCGAGGAAGGAAGGCAGGCGUGGCUCUCCAUCCGUCCAUCUGUCCAUCUAUCUGUCAGUCCACCUAGGCUCCUGAAGCAUGGACAGAGGGAUCCAUGAAGGGCGGGACUCGGGUGAGCACCCUGGGGCAGGGGGGCGGGGAGGGGCUUUUGCACCCCGUGGGUGUCAGGAGCCAGGGCUGGGCUCCUGGGGCAGGCCAGGUCACCCGACACCCAGCUAGGCAGCUUCUGCUCUGUUAGGUCCCUCAGAUGUACACAUGCAUGCGCCUAGGCACACCUGCCCACACACACAUGCACACACGCAGACACACAUGGUCACCAGACCCAGAGGUCCUUGGGAACCAGAGAGCACAUGUCCUGGCGUGGUGGGCCUUCCCUGGUCACCUGGGCAAACCCUGGCGCCUGGCCUGUGCCUGGCUCCCCCUCCCACCCCUGGUCACCUGCCCAGUCUGCACAGGGAACUGGCUUCUCCUCCCAGCAGGGGCUGAGGUGUGGCAGGGGCUGGAGAAUCGAAACAGCUGGGUCCUCAGGGGGCUUUCUCAUUUCCCUUUAAAAAAAAAAAAAAAAAAGGCUGUACUGCCUAGCAGCCCAGAGCAGGGCUCCUGUGAGGGAGGCUUUCCCAAAAGCAAAAGAAAUGUUUUUAAAGAGAAAACAGCUCUACAGCCUCCUGCUGAGUGCUGUCAGCUUGUGCUGCCACUUCUAUUUCCUGGACGAGAUUUUUGUACUCUAUUUUCCUAGCAUGUUGCGUCCUUGUUUGCUGAGGGGUGGGAGUGACCCAGCAUCUCAGGGACUCGCCUGUCACCAUCAUCCAAGUGUGCCUUGUGUCCCAUGUCUGGCCCCACCCCAGCCACACCACCAGCAUCUCCCUCGUGGCUCACGGGAUGCCCUCCACCUGCCCAUGGGACAGUCCCUCCCAGCAGCCAUGACUUCCUGGGAGUGAGAGAUUACAGGGCCAGGUCAGGGGCUACACUGGGCAGUGGGGCUGCUUUCUGUCACCUGGCAGGAGGAGUCACGACCCGGCCCACAGACAAGGUCCUGUCCUCAGCAGCUUGUGGGAACCUGCUAUGCAGUCUGGCCUCCUGGUGGGAGCGGGCUGCUCACCAGAGAAAUCGGUUCUCACGUGUACCCAGCUUGAACUCUCCCUGCUCCUCUAGAUUUCAGACCUUGGCAGCUGAUGAAGACAGCACACCCUGGGUGGUCAGGCCUGGGCAUUAGGACGCUUUUGGCCUUUCGUUCCAAAGUCCUUGUUCCCAGGGUCCACACGCAGCAAGCAAUACGCGGGUGGUGGGCUGUGGGGCUGACCCACCGCAGUGCCUGCCUCCCUCCCUAGUGCAUUGUAACCAAUUUCCAGAUCAUGUUUGUCUUCAGCCAUACCGAUAGACACCCCAGGGUAGGUGGCCUAACCCCUGGAAAUAGCUCUGGCACAGAACCUGCCCUGUGGGGGCUCAGGAUGGCAGGUGAAGAGUAGGCCUAUGGGGAGGGUGCUCGGAGGAGCUGGUGAGAUUGUCCACCCCUCUUGCUAGUGGUUGUAAGGGAAACUGUUCUGUUGGCACCUCCUUCUAGCUGCACUGGGGUUCCGGGGGGCCCUGUCUGCCUGAGCGUGUCGGCUGAGCGUUCCUUGCGAGUACCCCUCUGCCCUCUGAGCAGGGCGGGAAUGCCCGCAGUUAAGAGCCUGCUUCAGGAUCCACAAGUCCAGGCAUCUCAAAGCACCAGCUCCCCACCCUACCCCCCAACACCUGGGGGACUUUCUGCUCCACCUCCGGCCAGCAGAAUCGUACCCUGUGACCCAACUUGGUCAUCAACUGACCGUACUGGCAGCUCCACUGUGGCUUUUCAGGCCAUGGUUCCUGCAUGGGCCGGGAGGUGGCCUCACCGGCCAUCCAGGGGUGCUGUGGUCCCAGACGCCCUCCCCACACCAGCAGAUAUGUGAGGGGUGGUCCUCAGGGCCAGGCUGUGGUGCUAGAAGUUACACAUCCAUUCCCCUCUCUCCAGCUCCUGUCAUUUGCACAGGUUGGCUGUUGCUGGUGGCCAUGGGGACCCAGCGGACGUAUUGUUAAGAGCACACCUCAGCUGUCAGGCCUGUAGAAAGCAAGAGACCAGAACAGCGCCCUCUCCCCACGUGCCCUCCCGUGCCGGUGUGGGUCACUGUAGCACUCGGUGGCUGAGAUCCUGGAACCCCAGGCUCAGGUUUGGGUCUCCACCCUCGUUGGGAGGUGACCCCCACACUCCAGGCCACCACCACCCUGGUGUCGGCCCAGCUGGCUGGGGAGGCUGCAGGGAGGCUCCUCCUUAGAGCCCUGGGCCUGCCUCUGCAGAUCGGGUCUUGGAGGCACGAUGCCCAAGCCUGCUUCCUGGGCAGAUGGAGCCCUACACCCACUAUGUCCCUGAGGGCCCCGCCCUCCUUUCUGCCCCAGACGACUCCAUCUGCUGGGUGAAGCAGGCUGCCCCACUCCUCGCCCCCUGCUUCUUUCUGGGCCAGCUACCCUGGUCCCCUCCCCACUGCUGGGCACACAGGACUCAGACCCUGGGCCUCAUCUAGGGCACUAAGGCAGGUUCCGUGCCAGAGUCCGGGGCCGCCCAGGGGGCCUGGUGCUGGCCAUGUGGGCGCAUUACAAGAUCCUCCCUGGAGAGAGACGGGCCACCCACCUGCCUGCUCACCGGGAGGGACUGUGCUGUACCUUCUGUCUUUGUAAUAUAAAUACAGAUUUUUAUACCUCA
Messenger RNA from Hipposideros armiger (great roundleaf bat), 4048 nucleotides. It is a transcript of the gene MXD4, whose product is annotated as MAX dimerization protein 4. The coding region runs from base 316 to 945 and encodes 209 amino acids. Gene Ontology annotation, molecular function: RNA polymerase II cis-regulatory region sequence-specific DNA binding; DNA-binding transcription factor activity, RNA polymerase II-specific; protein dimerization activity. Gene Ontology annotation, biological process: regulation of transcription by RNA polymerase II. The transcript is spliced from 6 exons. NCBI's taxonomy places the organism in Eukaryota, Metazoa, Chordata, Mammalia, Chiroptera, Hipposideridae. The record is from RefSeq and is a predicted model, not a curated record.